Molecule: messenger RNA, 3644 nt
Organism: Gadus macrocephalus (Pacific cod)
Lineage: Eukaryota; Metazoa; Chordata; Actinopteri; Gadiformes; Gadidae
Product: extracellular calcium-sensing receptor-like
Exons: 11
Coding region: 17-2713 (898 amino acids)
Biological process (GO): G protein-coupled receptor signaling pathway
Cellular component (GO): membrane
Molecular function (GO): G protein-coupled receptor activity
Source: RefSeq, a predicted model, not a curated record
GGCCCCCGGUCAGCCCAUGUCUUGGGUGUCUCUGUUCCUGCCUCCGUGGUCCUCCAGGGCUCCCUCCCUGCUGCUUCUUGUGAUGGUGGGCAGGGAUGUGGGGCUCAGGGUGGGUCUGGAGGGGGUGCAGACUUCCAUGUGCUCUCGCUUGGGCUUAAGAGUGGAGGAGUUCAACCAGGGUCAGGAUGGCGAUGUUGUCAUUGGUGGGCUCUUUAACCUACAUUACCAAGUGCCUGGUAUAGACCAGGAGUUCAUUAAGCCUCCGUUCUACAAUCCAUGCACUGGGUUGGAAGCAGAGAUCUUGAAGGCUGUCUACGCCAUGGAGUUUGCAGUUGAAGAAAUCAACAGAAACCCCCUCAUUCUUCCUGGUGUGAAGCUCAACUACCGAAUCCUCGACGACUGUGGCCUACACCCCUGGGUGCUGCAUGGAGCAUUCUCACUGGUUGGGGGAGAGAGGGAGAGUUGUACUUUAUAUGCAUUACUUUCAUCAGGGGGCCCGUCUGUACCGCUGAUUAUCGGUGGCGCUUCUUCGACAACAGCUAUGAUACUGUCUCGGACACUGGCCUCUCUCUCUGUUCCAGUAAUAAGCUACCUUGCUAGCUGUCCCUGCCUUAGCGACAGACAUCGGUUUCCUAACUUCUUCAGGACCAUUCCCAGUGACGUCUACCAGGCUAAGACCAUGGCCCGACUUGCAAUACUCUUCAACUGGACUUGGAUUGGAGCAGUCAUCGCAAACAAUGAUUAUGGUCGUCUGGCAAUUCAGGCAUUUCAGGAGGAGAUUGAGGGAUCAGGAGUGUGUUUGGCUUUUUCUGAAUUUCUUAACAGGGAGACUUUUGAAGAAGAUGCAAGACGUGCAGCUUCCAUUAUUGAGCAUUCCACUGCUAGAGUUAUACUGAUCUUUACCUGGCACAGAAAUGUGAGGGAGUUGUUUCUCCAACUGGCCAAGAGAAACGUGACUGAUAGACAGUUCCUAGCCAGUGAGGCUUGGAGUACUAGCAAAGAUAUUUUACAAGAUGUUGCCAUUUUGAAAGUGGCAAGUGGUGUGUUAGGUGUUGCUAUUCGAAGUGCAAGAAUACCUGGAUUUAAAAGUUUUCUCCAGGGCCUAAAACCCUCAAAUCGCCCUGGAGAUUUACUUCUACAGGAGUUUUGGGAAAAGGAGUUUGAAUGUAGCCUUUCAAUGACACUGUCAAAUUCUCAGUCAUUGUCUGAUAAUUCAACUACAAAUAUCUCGCCUGCUUCUCAUGCCACCAGAUCUCCACUCGCAGCUACCCUAUCACUGUGCACUGGGAGAGAGACACUUGAGGGCGUACAGAAUAUUUUUACUGACACUGCCCACUUAAGGGCCGCGUAUAAUACAUACCUGGCUGUGUAUGCUGCAGCCCACGCUCUUCACAGCUUUCUCUCGUGCCCAGAUAAAGACCGUUCCCCAAGAGACAACAGCUCGACCUGUAGUUCACCUUAUAACAUUACACAGAAUGAGUUGUUAGAGCACCUGAACAAAGUGAACUUCACUACUCCAAACGGGGAGGAAUUCUUCUUCCAAGGAGCCGACAUCCCAGCUGCUUAUGACCUGGUCAACUGGAAGACCUCCCCUGAUGGGUCACUGAAACUAGUUCUGAUUGGUCGAGUGGAUGGCUUGGAAUUACACCUGAACCAAACAUCUAUUCAGUGGACUACAGGCUCCAAUCAGGUGCCUAUUUCUGUAUGCAGUGCGAGCUGCCCCCCAGGAACCCGAAGAGCCAAUAGGAAAGGAGAGCCUGUCUGCUGCUUUGACUGUAUCCCCUGUACUGAUGGAGAGGUCAGCAAUGAGACUGGUUCCCAUCAGUGCAGGCGAUGUCCUGUUGAGUUCUGGUCCAACCCGGGUAACACGGCCUGUAUUCCUCGCAAAGUUGACUUCCUGUCUUUUAAUGAGACAAUGGGAAUCGUCCUGACAACUGGAGCUGUGUCUGGAGUUGUUGUCACUACAGUGGUUUUUGUCAUCUUUUUGUGCUACCAUAACACUCCUGUGGUGCGUGCAAAUAACUCAGAGCUGAGCUUCCUGCUCCUCCUGUCACUCAAGCUCUGCUUCCUGUGUGCGCUGGUGUUCAUUGGUCGUCCCUCCGUGUGGUCCUGCCGCUUACAGCAGGCAGCUUUCGGGAUCAGCUUUGUCCUCUGCGUCUCCUGCCUUCAGGUGAAGACCAUAGUGGUCCUGGCCGCUUUCCGCUCAGCUCGGCCAGGAGCUGGAGGCCUGAUGAAGUGGUUUGGUCCGGGCCAGCAGAGAGGCAGCGUCUGUUUCUUCACCAGCAUACAGGUGAUCAUCUGUACCAUAUGGCUGUCCCUCAGCCCUCCGAUCCCUCAUCGUGACCUUGGUUUCCAGGGGUCAAAGGUUAACUUAGAGUGUGCCAUGAGUUCAGUGGUGGGCUUUGCCGUUGUCUUAGGCUACAUAGGCUUCCUAGCCUGCCUCUGUCUCCUCCUUGCUUUCCUGGCUAGGAAACUCCCUGAUAACUUCAAUGAGGCCAAGUUCAUCACCUUCAGCAUGCUGAUCUUCUGUGCUGUCUGGGUGGCCUUUGUCCCAGCCUACAUCAGCUCUCCAGGGAAGUACUCUGUUGCUGUGGAGAUCUUUGCCAUCCUGGCGUCUAGUUAUGGCCUGCUGCUGUGCAUCUUUGCUCCAAAGUGCUUCAUCAUACUCCUGAGGCCUGAGAGGAACACCAAGAAACAGCUGAUGGGAAGAUAGGCAAAUGUGCAUAUACAUAACGAUAGGCAGCAAAGCGAUCCUAAUGUCAUGUUUCUCAAGAGACACCAAAAGAGAAGAAAGUAAAAUAAUUAGCAAAUAUCUAUAAAAUCUCAUGCAAUGUAAUAUUUGCAGAGUGCUACAUGCAGCCCUCAACUAUGUUCCUCUUAGGCUUUCUUCUUUCUUUCAAAAAAUCUGUGACCCUACUCCUUCCACAAUUUCCCCCUAGAGAAUCCAUUCCACUUUUAAAAUGUUCAUAUUAGCUUGGAAUUGUGAUAGCCACACUUGUGGCUAUCUCAAAUCCUAACCAUUUCUGAUUUUCCUGAGCCUAACAAUAUAAACAUUUAACCGAGAAACACAAUGCUAAGCUUCAACGCUUACGGUAUUUCUUGUUUCACUGGUCGUUUCAUUUUGUGAGCUUAUCUCGAUGAACUAGAUGUGAAAGAAUAACGUUGAUAACACUUUUCCUGGUUACAACCAGUGAUCACAUACAGACACACACACACACACACACAAACAUUUUACUGUCAAACUGACUUGAUUCAACCAUUCCAAACUUGAACAGGUUUAAGAGCUCAGCUAUUCUAUAUUUUAUCUCAAAUGUACUUGAAUUUGAUCACAUAGGCAAUUUUUUUUACUCUUCACUUUAUUUGUUUCCAAACAUUUUGCAUUCUUUAAAUGGUAUGCAUGUUUACAUUGUUCAUUUCAUUUAGACUUUUGAACCCUGUUCAAAUCUUUUCACUUGAUUUAAGCCAUUAAACAUUUCUUUCAGUUUUAAACUAUGCGGCUGUAUUAAAAUAUAUUUUCAACCUUACUUUGCAUUGCAACACUCACCACAUUUUGUGCAGGAAAUGUAUUUUCUAGUUUAACAUGUUGUCAAAUGUAUUCCAUCUUAAUUGUUUGAAUGAUAAUGUUCCACUUUCUUAAGUCUUAU